UCAAUGCACAUGUAAGAAUAUUUUGCAGCAUAUAAAAGCAGGUUUGAGUGGCCCCAGAAGUUCUCUAAAAGUAGCUGAGAGUGGUGGCUACAAUUAGUUCCCCGGCAACUGAAACCUUUGGGAUACAUAGCCACCCCCUAUGUGGUUAACCAACAGCUGGAACCAUAUAAAUAUAUAUACACACAAUAUCUUCGCCAUCCCCAAGAAUCCUGUCCUUGAAAAAGCUUUGAGGAAAAAAGCAAAAAAGCUCUUAUUUUAAAACCCCUCUCUUUUUUUUUAUGUAUGGAUCCAAAAUAUUCACUCUCUCGAAGUGAGCUCUUCUUUUGAUUGGUCCGUUAUGUUGGAGCUGGUAUGGCAUCUGUAAUGAGUAAAAUAUACUUGAUAGCUUUGGUCUUAUUAAUAUGGUUACUUGUCUCUCCACUUGGACAGAACUUGCUUAGCUGUAACGUUACAUCUCCAGAUGCUUUGGGUUACCGUUGUGGUAUAAAUGGAUCAGAGGAUCAAUGCGGCACGUUCGUGGUGCUUCGAGCUACAUCAUACUACUCAUCUCUUUCCAAUCUGAGCUUUUAUUUAGGCUUCAACAGGGUUGCAAUUGCUGAAGCUAAUGGCUUCUCUGCACAAACUGAGUUUCUACCAAGAGAUCAGCCUUUGCUGUUGCCAAUUGAUUGUAAAUGCAACAAUGGUUUGUUCCAUGCUGAUUUAACAAAAACUACAAUCAAAGGGGAGAGCUUCUAUGGUAUUGCUGAAUCACUGCAAGGCUUGACAACCUGCAAAGCAAUCCAAGACAAGAAUCCCGGGGUCUCACCAUGGGGUCUUGGUGACAAAGUCCGGUUAGUGGUACCACUAAGAUGCGCAUGUCCGUCGCCGUCUGAAGUCGCUUUGAAAGCAAGGCUCUUACUUUCUUACCCUGUAAGUCCAGGUGAUACAAUUUCUAACUUGGCUGCUGCCUUCAAUACAACCUCAGAAGCUAUAAUAUCAGCAAAUAACAGAUCUUUAGAGACCUUUGAACCUGAAAGUUUAGCUACUCUUACAUCUCUUUUGAUUCCACUUAAUGGUGAGCCCCUUCCUCAUUUUCCGGAAACCAGCAUUCCUAUAAUUAACCCUCAGAAGAAAAAGCCAAGGAUGUGGAAAGUGGGAGUUUAUAUUGCUGUAAGUGGUGUUGUAAUUGGGACUAUCAUUGCUGUUGCAGCAACCUUCUUGGUGAUCCGAUUGAAGAGGAAAAAGAAGAAGCAAAACUUAAGCAAGGAUGAUGAUUUGGAACUGCAGCAGCUUAGCUUAAGUGUGCGGACUGCAAGCGAGAAGAAAGUCUCGUUUGCAGGAUCUCAGGAUGCCGGAGACGGUCGGCUGAUAGACAGUGUUACAUCUCGUAAGGCGCUACUGGAGUUAUAUACCAUAGAGGAGCUCAGGAAAGCUACCGAGGAUUUCAAUCCGAGUACUCAGAUAGAGGGAAGUGUGUAUCAUGGUCAUCUCAAUGGGAAAAGCAUGGCAAUAAGGCGCACUAGAACAGAAAAUAUUUCAAAGGUUGAGACUAGAUUCUUUACUGAUGCAACUCAUCACCACCCAAACAUAAUUAGAUUACUCGGAACAUGUGUGAUUGAGGGCUCCCAUUCAUUUUUGGUCUUUGAAUAUGCAAAAAAUGGUUCCUUGAAGGAUUGGUUACAUGGUGGAUUGGCAAUGAAAAAUCAGUUCAUAGCCUCAUGUUACUGCUUCUUGACAUGGAAGCAAAGGCUGAAGAUCAGUUUCGAUAUAGCCGUGGCAUUACAGUAUAUGCAUCAAGUUAUGAAUCCGAGCUAUGUUCAUAGAAAUAUCAAGAGCCGAAACAUAUUCCUGGAUGAAGAUUUGAAUGCAAAGAUUGGGAACUUUGGUAUGGCAAGGUGUGUUGAAGAUGAUACAAAAUAUCCUGAUCUUUCAACAAACCCUUCCAGUUGGAGCUUGGGUUAUCUAGCUCCUGAAUAUCUUCACCAAGGUGUUAUCUCCCCAGGCAUUGACAUAUUUGCUUAUGGGAUAGUUUUGCUCGAAAUCUUAUCGGGACAAACCCCGAUAAGCCGACCGGAUAAGAAAGGAGGCGGGAACGUUUGGCUUUCGGAGAAAAUCAAGGCCAUAUUACAAUCAGAAAGCGCAGAUGAAUUAAGGGCAUGGAUGGACAGUGCAUUAGGGGAGAAUUACUCAUUUGAUAUGGCAGUCACAUUGGCAAACCUUGCAAGAGCUUGCACUGAAGAAGACCCUUGUUUGAGACCAAGUGCUGGAGAGAUCGUUGACAGGUUAUCAAGAUCGGUGGAAGAACCAACAGAAGGAGAACACACAUUGAUCUUCGAAAGCUCUUCCAAACCUCUGGUAAACACAUCAUCCACAACAUCCAAUCUGUGAAUAAUAUAUAAUAUAAUCUGUUAAAAAAGAUCCAAAAUAGCUAUUAUUUUCGAGUCCAGGCUUCAUAGCCUCUUGUCCUCUUGAUAAGGGUAUUGAGAUCCCUGUAAAUAACUACAUAUAUGUAAUUAAAAGAAAACUGAGAUUGAACAAAUAA
Gossypium arboreum is the source of this 2521-nucleotide messenger RNA. RefSeq names its product protein LYK2. The coding region runs from base 352 to 2367 and encodes 671 amino acids. Gene Ontology annotation, biological process: protein phosphorylation. The record is from RefSeq and is a predicted model, not a curated record. The transcript has a single exon. Gene Ontology annotation, molecular function: ATP binding; protein kinase activity. NCBI's taxonomy places the organism in Eukaryota, Viridiplantae, Streptophyta, Magnoliopsida, Malvales, Malvaceae.